Molecule: messenger RNA, 765 nt
Organism: Schistosoma curassoni
Lineage: Eukaryota; Metazoa; Platyhelminthes; Trematoda; Strigeidida; Schistosomatidae
Source: the annotation of a GenBank genome assembly
UUUUAAAUUUAUCAGUUGUUGUCGUUAUAAUCAGACAAACCCCGUACUCAACAUUAAUAAACAUAUUUUUUUAGGAUAAUAGGUCAAAUAAAAUGUCAGGGUAUCAAGAUGACAUUGAUGAUAAAGAACAAGGAAAUAUUCAAUCAUCAGCUUCUGUGCUUUCAGAUAUAAGUAUAUUAAAUAUAGCUAAAGCAUUAACUGAAAAUGAUAUGAGAGUAUUUUUAUUAUUAAAUAUACCAUUAACAACAUGUAUUAAUAAUUAUGAAGAAAUGCGUACAUUUAAUCAACGUGAAGCAGCAUUUAGUCAAAAAACAUUAAUGUAUUGGAAAAAAUUACGUGAAACAGUUAAAGAUGAUAUAAAAAUAGCUGAAUUAGAAUAUGCUUUAAGACAAUCUGAUCAUAAAGAAUUAGCUGAUAUAUUGGUUGAAAGAAAUCGUAUGAAUUUAGAAAUUACACGAGAUUUAUUACAGAAAUAAACUGCUUCAAGAAGGUUUUCUUUUAAUGCUGAUAUAUAUAAAUUACAACUAUAUCGGUGUUUCCUUCCAUUUCAUAACACACAUUCCACCAACUUAUAUAUAUAUAUAUAUUGAUAUAAAAGGUAAUAUGUGUUGGUUUUGUUCUGUUUGAAGUUGAUGAUUUCAUUAUGGAAUAUUGAAAUAACUUGUAUGUUAUUUUAUAUAAUUGUAAACUGUUUGUACAAGGACUUUUGUAUGUUUUUAUAGUAUGUGAAUAAUAUAAGUAUUUCAAAAUACGAAUUUUCGAUAA